Messenger RNA from Annulohypoxylon maeteangense, 1506 nucleotides. RefSeq lists its product as uncharacterized. Bases 1 to 1506 code for a protein of 501 amino acids. NCBI's taxonomy places the organism in Eukaryota, Fungi, Ascomycota, Sordariomycetes, Xylariales, Hypoxylaceae. The transcript is spliced from 6 exons. The record is from RefSeq and is a predicted model, not a curated record. Gene Ontology annotation, molecular function: protein binding.
AUGGGAAUCCACGAAGAUGUUCGACACGGAAUCGCGAUCGGGGGUACACUAAAGUCCUACAUCAGAAAGAACCCAAAUAUUCUUACCGAACAAGACCCGACAGAAGGUCUAACACCUCUAGCUGCAGCCGUAGUCGCGGGGCAGGCUGAACAAGUCAAACAGCUCCUCGAUAAGGGUGCCGACGCAGAUGCACGUUCCAGAAAUGGCGAAACUCCGUUGCUCCUUGCCGCCUGGAAAACCAACAACAAUCGCCCUCGAAUCAUCCAGCUGCUCCUGACGAAGACACAUCCUGAUUCAGUCGAUGCGACCUGUACUAUUGCAGAUAAAAAUACACCUUUGAUGUUUGCUGUUACGAAGGGCGACCUAGAGUCUAUAAGACUUUUACGGAAGGCAGGAGCCUCUAUAGAGUUGGAGAAUAAUAGCGAUCUAAACGCGGAAGAGAUGGCUCAUAUGAUAGGAGGUAAGGUGCCUCUUGCGCUUCACCCAGACACCGAGACAUGGGCACUUGGAAAGCUCUCUAGUUCCGCCUUAUCUUUCCUGCUCUCUGUGAUUUCCUGGGUGAAUAUCCACGUCAACGGUAUUGUUCGCCGGAUAUUUGGUCUGAACCCCACGCCCGACGAAGAUAUCGACAAGGAAAUUGAUAUCCUUGAGGACCCUAGCGGGGAAGAGCUUAUGGAAAGUAUCGGUAAAUUCGUCGACGAGAACCCCGUACUCGAACGUUUCUUCAAGGGCAAGGAAAACUAUAUAAAAGAGUUGGCACAAAGAGCAGUGGAUCUAGAGAAUGAUACGAGCACGUGUUUGGGAUGCAAAGAAACGCUACCUAAGACCAUCAAUGUAUCCUUGCAUCAACAAGUUUUGUAUUGUGACGAUAGCUCUUCUAUGAGGAGAGAAGGCCGUUGGGAGUCUCAGAAGUGCCUCGUCGAGAGAAUUACCAAGAUCACCACACGAAUCCUUCCCGAGUACGAAGGGGUCAUGCUACGAUUCAUCAAUCAGGAUGUGGACCAGUCUUCCAACUUAAACUUAGAAGGGAUCGGGAAAGUCCUCGAGUCUAUUUCAUGGAAGAAGGAAAAAAGUCACACACGGAUUGGAACAUACCUGAAAACCAAGAUUCUCGAACCCUUAGUUUAUAGCAAGCUCAACUCUGAGGGUGAGGCCCUCAACAGACCACUUCUCAUUUCCGUAAUCACCGAUGGCAUGCCUACUCAAGAGAGUCCCUCUGAGUUUGUGGAAGCGAUAUUAGAGUGUGGUGACAAGUUAGAACAGGCUGGGUACCCACGAAAGAGUGUUAAAUUCAUGGUUGGCCAAGUCGGCUCAGGGAAAGAUGCAGCAAAUUUUCUUGAUGGACUCAGAAGUAACAGUGAGAUAUCUGAAGUAGUAUACUGCACUUCAGAUCAGCUGGAUGUCAAAUUCGCGGAAUAUCAUGAUAACGAAUGGGAUCUAGACCAAUGGCUGAUUGAGACAUUAUUCUCGCCGAUCAAGGAUACUGACACGAAGAAAACUCAGUAA